AUGCCUCCGUGCACCGCAAGAUCAAUGUUAGCGAUGGUAGUCAUUCCAACCACCAUGUCGCAUCUAGCUUCAAUCAUUCCUCUCUUGCUUGGCGCGAAUCUGAUUCGAGCAGAACCCUUCAACACAUUCGAUGGCCCUGGCUUUCCUGCUUGCCGAGAUGUCGCCGCAGUCCACGACCCUACCACGGUCAACGAGACUAUAAGCCUCGUGCGUAACGCUGCGCAGAACCAAACGCCAGUGAGAGCGUCAGGGAAAGGGCAUAUGUGGUACGACACCAUGUGCUCCGAUGAUCCCUCCACAGUCAUCAUUCGGACCGAGCAACUCAAUCGCAUCAGCGAGUUCUCCCUCCCUGAAGGCGCACAAGAUGGGUCUGUGAUGAUUGAAGCGGGAGUUACAUUCUUCCAGCUCGCAGAGUACCUGCAUCUGAACAAUGCUAGCAUGGGCUAUACGCUUGUCAAUUGGAACAUUACCUUGGCCGGAAGUAUUGCAAUGGGAGCCCAUCGAAGCAGUCUGCGGGAGGAUAGCAUGGUCGCUGCGGGCGCGCUCGAGCUCCACAUUAUCGACGGUAGCGGUAAUCUGCGUAUCGUUAAGAGGUCUAACCAAGAUGACUGGCUUGCUGCUUCGACAUCGCUUGGGCUACUCGGUGUGAUUGUGAAAGUGAAAUUCAAGAUCUAUCCGGAUUUCAAAGUAUAUGCGAAGCAAGACACUCUCAUUGAGAAGGAGGUUCUUGAAGGCGACAUAUAUGGGAUGAUUUCGCCAUACGCGACUGCAAACUUUUGGUGGUGGCCGUACCUACGAAAGUUCCACCUCCGUUACUAUGACCCGAUUCCCGACGGCUUCUCCGACCAAGAAGGUUUCCAAUCUACCUUCAGUGUCACCAAAACUGAAGCAGAUAUCGCCACUGGAUUGCUGAACUCCGGCAAAAUUCUCGCAACGUCCAACAUGGCCGCCGAAACCCUCUUUUUCUCCCUCUGGUCACCGCCCAACUUCCGCGACAAACGCACUGACAAAGCGAUCUCGAAAUGGCCUGUGUACGGUUGGAACUACGACGUGCUCAUCGGCGGCCUGUACCCAGGCUACUCCACGCAAUGGGACUUCGGCAUGCGAGGCGAGACCCUCGAACUCGCCUUCCCCGUCACCAUCGCCAACGAAGUCCUCAAACGCGUCCGCGGUGCUUUCGACGAUGAGCUCAAAAAAGGUAUCAUAAUGACAUCAACCUACCGCUCCGGCAUCAACAUCAAGUUUGGGAAACCGUACAAUGACCUCUUAGGACAAGUCGCGACGGACACGGAAGAUGGCGCGGAUUGGAGCAAAGGCGCGCUAAUGUUCGAUUUUCCGACCUUCAAGCCCAGCUGGGGGGAUGGCGAGAGGUUUAAUGAGGCGUUCUAUGGAAGAUUGGCGGAGACGCUGAUUUCGGAGUUUCCGUGUCGUCCGCAUUGGACGAAGAAUACGCGUGAGGUGUUUCGGUGGACGGUGGAGAAGGGAAGACUAGACAGCGGGCAUCUGGAGCGAUUCAAAGCGGUGAGGGAGGAGUUUGAUCCAAAAGGGAUCUUCAAGAGUGUUGUGGGGGAGACGUUGGGUUUGUAUUAGUGGGUUCUGGUAUAUCCGUGCUAUCGAAUUUAGCUAUCUUCUGCCCACUCCCAUCUUCAUAUACUCGAGACAUAUUAUGUGCAAAUUAAAUAUAAUGAACUUCCGAGCCACCGUCCAAUUC
Molecule: messenger RNA, 1711 nt
Organism: Periconia digitata
Lineage: Eukaryota; Fungi; Ascomycota; Dothideomycetes; Pleosporales; Periconiaceae
Source: the annotation of a GenBank genome assembly